Molecule: messenger RNA, 1245 nt
Organism: Arthroderma uncinatum
Lineage: Eukaryota; Fungi; Ascomycota; Eurotiomycetes; Onygenales; Arthrodermataceae
Exons: 5
Coding region: 1-1245 (414 amino acids)
Cellular component (GO): cytoplasm; membrane
Source: RefSeq, a predicted model, not a curated record
AUGGAGGCCGGCACUCUCGAGCCCCCUAAGCUGGACGGGUUCAGUCUUGUCUUGCCUCUCCCUUACCGCGUUGCUGUUAUACUAGUUGCUGGUGUCUGGGGAUGGGGAUUAAACGUCCACUAUCUCACUACCCUAAAAAUCGAUGUCCCAGCAUUAAUCCGAUAUCCCUCUCGACCUAAUACCGCCGGCUCUGUCUCCGUUCACAAAUCCACAUACCAUCUCGCGACCCUCCUGUCCAUCCCGCUCGCCAUCUCCCUCCUUGCCUUCUGGUUCAUCACAUACGGUGAUCCUGCCCGCGUCGUGGCUUGGGAGGCUCUCCCACAAUCAUAUCUAUUCCUCUUCGUCGUACUACUUGCUCUACCGCUUCACCGUCUCUCCCGCGGCGGCAGACACCGAUUUUUAACCACCCUCAAACGCAUCAUCCUAGGCGGACUCGCAGAAGCCCAGGAUGGCAAGUUUGGCGAUAUCAUCCUCGCUGAUGUGCUUACCAGUUAUUCAAAAGUGCUUGGAGACCUUUUCGUGAGCUCGUGCAUGUUCUUCUCACGCGAUGUAUCGAGUACCAGCAUUCCCGAUAGAGCGUGUGGCGGCCACAUCGCCGUCCCACUGCUCAUAUGUGUGCCAAGCAUUAUUCGACUAAGACAGUGUCUCAUUGAGUUUUACCGGGUAUAUAGACGUGGGAAUCGCCAUGUGGAUGGAUGGGGUGGCCAGCAUCUGGCUAACGCGGCAAAGUAUGCCACCGCGUUUCCUGUUAUUGCCUUGACCAUGUUACAACGAAAUUAUGAUCCAACCGUUGUAGGCAUGAGUGUGGAGACAUUACAUAAAUUAUGGAUAGUAUCUGCCGCCAUCAAUUCCUCCUAUAGUUUCUACUGGGACAUUGAUAAGGAUUGGGACCUUUCGCUCUUCUCUGAUAUCGUCAACAAAUUCCGACCAGCUCAUACCUUGAACGAUGCAAACCCGCAUCCCUUUGGCCUUCGUACAAACCGCUUCUUCUAUGCUAACGGCAUCUACUACUCUGCCAUGGUGAUCGACUUCAUACUCCGCUUUACCUGGCUCAGCCGACUUACCACACGACUGAACUGGGUCAACGAUCUGGAAAGCGGUGUCUUUGUUCUCAUGUUUCUAGAGGUCAUCAGACGGUGGCUGUGGAUUUUCCUCAGAGUAGAGACCGAGUGGGUUCGAAGCACCCGUGGCCCAGCCCCUGAUGACAUUUUACUUGGAGAAUUCACCAAAAUAGACGAGGACUAA